GUUCGGAUCCGAUGGAGUUCAGUUAUGCUUUUAUAGUCGCAGAGGAACGUCGUAUACGAUUGGACUCUGGUCUUCAAAGUCGCGCGCGUGGUUUUCGUCUCUCCUUUUAGUGACUUUCGACUUCUUGCGGCAGCCGGAUCUGGUGCGCACAUCUAUAAGUUUUCAACCCCGAAAUACUUGACAUAUUCGGUAGUCUGCUAUCUUUGUGUAUAAAUUGCUGGAACGUAUUCGUUAUCUACCAAAAAGUUUGGCUUUUGGUGACGGUGAAUAGUAUAUAUCUAGUGGACGCGUGGUCUUCCUGUUACGUACAUCGCGAUUUUUCUCCAGUGCUCCAUGAGUAUUGCGAUACAUCUCGCAUUGAAGCAAGUGUUCGAAUUUUUAUAGUAUAUGUGCGUUAAAGCAAAUUUUUUGUGGUUUUGGGCAACGUGUUUCCUCGCUCCAGCGACUGCAGAAACAAAAAAAAAUACAUAUUCAUUAGUUGAGCACAUCGACAUCGGUAAAAGCUGUAUCCGUGUCAGUCAAAAGCCGGUCGUUUGCGGUGUUAUUGGAGAGCUUAUUUGGGUGGCGUAUGAUCACAGCAGGCGCCAGCUUACGCACAUGUGCUUCGACACAAGUCAACAGAUUCAUUCAUAAGAAGUUUCAAUCGAAUAACGCAUCCUGUUGGAAGUAACCGGUGCGGACAGAGGAACCCACAAAAAAGAUGCCACCUCAGAAUGCGAUCGAGCUCACUUCGAAGCCAGACGCUGAAAACGGCACCAAAAAGGUGCAAAAUGGAAACGCAAAUAACACCAAACUCAUAAAGAAUGAGGAGCCACCAACUACAUCGGUUAUCGUCCCGCCGGACGGUGGCUGGGGCUGGGUAGUGAUGAUAGCAUCCUUCCUGUGCAAUACCGUCGUCGAUGGUAUUGUGUUUAGUGCUGGCAUGUUCCAAGAUCCCAUUCGUCUAGAUUUCGGUGUCGGCAAAGCAGAGGUCGCAUUAGUGAGUUCUCUUCUGAGUGGAUUCUACUUACUAACUGGACCGUUUGUGAGUGCCUUGGCAAAUCGAUGGGGAUUCCGGCCUGUAACAAUUCUUGGUGCUGCCAUUGCUUCAGUAGGCUUUGCUUUGUCGUAUUUCGGCAACAGUCUUGGCUAUUUAUAUAUAACUUAUGGAGUUAUUGGAGGAAUAGGAUUUUGUUUCAUUUAUGUACCUUCAGUAAUAACCGUUGGAUACUAUUUUGAAAAAUGGCGUGCCCUUGCUACUGGCAUAGCUCUUUGCGGUUCUGGAGUUGGUACCUUUGUGUUUGCUCCACUUAGUUCGUGGCUUAUCAAUCAAUUCGGUUGGAGGGGAGCUCUGCUAGCUCAAGCCGCUCUUAUCCUACUAUGCGCGAUAUUCGGAUGUAUGUUCAGGCCUAUUAGACCAAUAGAAGUCACUAUUACUAAGGAUGAAGAUACUCCAGCUGAAAAGGGUACCUUAUUGGGUGAAGGGCUUCCUGUGGUAUACACGAGACCACUGCCAGAAGGACGAUUUGCUCACUCAGUUCCCAACAGUUCACAUAGCACGUGGAUGGGAGCAAGCCCCAACACACAGUACCCAACAGCUGCUGAAGUAUUUCGAGGCAGCGCUCAAAAUUUGGAACGACGACCUUCCAAUCAGUCAGGACUACUAACGAAUGAGAAUAUUCAAAAUACUACUAAGAAGUUAGAGCAGCUAUCUAAAAUGCAGAAAAAACUUUCCGGUCAAGUGACGCCCGAGGACACGAUACACGCCCCAAGAUUUCCGCUUCCCCACCACGAGUUGAAUACCGUAGGAGAAGCAGCUGAAGAAGAAGAGACUGAGAAUGGUGCCCUACUUGCCGGAGAUCAAAAACCUGCUCCGGCUGUAGUCUCGUCAACAGCAGUCCGUCAACGAAGCAACACCGUGUCAGGCCGUAGACCGAACGAAGGUGGAUCACGACAGGGCAGUCGGCGUGGAACGCUAACUGAUGGAACUCGUCCAAUGUAUCGAGAUGAUAUUUUUUUCACCGGAUCGUUAGUUCGAAUUCCGCAGUAUCAGUCGCAAACAUCACUAGGGUAUCAUAUGUCGGUAACCCGUUUGCCAACUCAAAAUGAUGUUGAGGAAACAGAGGAACAGACUUGUAAAAUAUGUCCUGAAGCGGUCAGACGUACCUUAGCUACAAUGUUGGAUAUGACGUUAUUACAAUCACCUUCCUUUAUGCUACUAGCUGUGAGUGGGUUUUUCACCAUGAUGGGAUUUUUCGUACCAUUCAUGUACAUAACUCAGAGAGCCAUUGCCGGUGGAAUGGACCCCCAGAUUUCGUUGUUCUACGUUUCCGCUAUCGGUAUUUCAAACACAAUUGCUAGGAUUGUUUGUGGCUUUUUGAGUUCAUUCAAGAGUGUCAACGCUCUGCACCUGAAUAACGUAGCCAUCACAAUGGGAGGUAUUGCCACAAUGCUCAGCGGAGUUUAUAUUACUCAAGCUGCCCAGUUUACGUAUGCUGGAAUUUUUGGCAUAGCUAUUGCAUGUUUCUCCGCACUCCGUUCAAUCCUGGUCGUAGAUUUAAUGGGCUUGGAAAAACUGACGAAUGCUUUCGGAAUUUUAUGCUUAUUCCAAGGACUGGCAGCAGCGAUUGGUGCACCUAUUGCAGGUUUCUUCACCGAUCUUACCGGGAGCUAUAAUGCAUCCUUCUACAUCAGUGGAGCAUUAAUCACAAUAUCUGCAGUGCUGUGCUAUCCGCUAAGCAUCGUCAAUAAAUGGGAGAAAAAGCGAGCCGCGAGAAAAUCUUCUGGAGUCGUAUGAAGGAUCUUGUGUUGUGUGUAACAAUGCUUGUUUUGCCUAUAAGAAUCGAGAUAUCGAGCAUCCAGGGCCACUUAACGGAGAAAGUAAUUAGAGCAGUUUUAAAGGAAAAGCACCUUAAAAGUUGAAAAAAAGUCUUUGAUGUUAACAUGGAAUUUUGCCUCCAUUUGUUUCAAGAUUACACAAUGUAAAUAUGAUUAUAUUUUUCAUAUAGACAUUUUCCCUUACAAGCAGCUCAAGAUUAUUAUCGAAAGACUCACAUAGUAAAAAUGGCUACUGCACAAUGGGCCAGCAGGUUUUGCUUGUCAGUUGCAAGCAAUAAUGGUGUAAUACCACGUCUCAAAACUCCCAGACAAUCGAAUUGAAUUGAUAAAUACAAAAUCUUUCAUAAAUUCCUCGGAAUGGUGGAUUGUAGCAUCUAUUUACAGGUAAAACUUUAGUUUAGCAGUAUAAGUAACUCUAAAUCUAUAAUCAUAGAAAUAUCCUACACCACAUUAAGUAUUUGUGGGUCACUUACACAACUGUCAAAGUAGCCAAGUUUCUUAAAAAAUCGGAGAGAAUGUGAAAACUGUGUGUCAAUCAAUGAUGUCCAACAUGCGAAGAAAUGGUGUUUUUGCCCAAUAGUAAAACGUAAGUUCAGCACAUAGUUUAAUCUGGCAAAAUUCCUUUUUCUGUUUCAGUGAUCCAGAUUUAUCAACCAUUCAAUCCAAGUGAACUUACACCCUUAUUGCUUGCAAAGGUGCAUUGUCAGGUUCAUUCAAAAUCACUUUAUCAAGUACGACUCCAACAUAGCGAUUGCUCGGUUCAUAACUAAUAUGUUAAACUAGGCGCUUUACAUUAUAACUAUAUUCUACACAAAGAGCUUGAGGUUUACACAAUAGCGUUUCAGACUGGUACUUAGAGUAAAAUGUGCUUUUCGAAUCAUAGGAUUAGAUACCCAAUGCGGUGCAAUUUGGGUCUUGCGCCACAGAAAGCAUUCAUCAAAUUCAAGUUCGCAAAAAAGUGCUGCAAUUGCUUCAAUUGAGUUUUGCUAUUUAUUCGUCUAUUCUACAUCGCUUGCUCAAUUUGUCUGUACACAAAUAUCAGGAAGAUGUGCUUCACCUAAACACGAUAUUGUUCAUGAUCACGUACCGUUUCUACCCCAAGUAAUAAUUAUUCAGUUGUGAAUCCUUCAGUUCUAAAUAAAAAUUCCUUUUUACGCAUGAAAUUAAUAUUGAAGUUCCUACCGAUGAAACAAAGUAAACCAUACAUUUUCCCGCUAAAUUACAACAAAAAAUCAACAACAGAUUGAACUUCUAUUUCGAUAAUAUUCAACUAUUUUAGCUAACAUUCAACAUGUUAAGAAUAUUUCUAAAGCAAUACAAUAAUGGCAAAUUUACUGUGAUAUCAGCAUAUAUAGACUAUAAAUUUAGAUAUAUCUGUUGAUAUUAUAUUUACAAAAGUACCGUAAAUGUUUCCAAUCUAUGUUUUAUGCACUGAACCGACAGGAUAGCCAAAUUAAACCAUCGGUGGCAUUAUUUUGGGCUAAAUACUUCAAGGUCAAUAUUGCAUUUUAGAUAGUUCCAGUAGUAAACACAGUUCAGUGAUCAUUAGUGUUAUUGAUUCAAAACGAAGGAAUAUAGCACGAACAAUAGCCAUAUAUCAUUCCCAAUGAUUAUUUAUGUGUGCAUGAAAUGCAAAACUCGUCGCGUAAUUAAAAAAUAUGGUGGUUUUUGCGGGCAAAAAUUGAAAUAUGUCAGUUGUAGUUACUACAUUAAUGUUUUUUUCAGUUAUUAAAAAAUCAGACAACAUUUAAUGUCUAACAAAUAACAAUAUUUUUUUUCAGUUAUUUGGAUAUCAUAGGGAAUAUACGCAACCGGGAUUAAAUAUAGUAUUUCUGAUAGACAAAAUUUCUAAACAGUUUUUCCCCUCCGCUCAAGUUCAUAAGUCGCCAACAAUAGAGUUUUUUUUACUCCUAAUCAUAUACCUAAUUGCCCCCAGUAACAUCAGUUUAACACAGCCACCUCAUGGUACUACAAAUGAUAAAACCAUACAACUGACUGAACGAGAUUUGAAGACAUCCUUCUAAAAUCAUAGGUUAUAAGCUACUAAGCCAUGCAAUUAUAGACGUAAGAUUGCGAUACGAAGUGUUUUCUAUGGAUAGUUUUACAAUAUGUUUACAAUAAAGCCAAUAAAUUAAAAAAAUUAUA
Molecule: messenger RNA, 4962 nt
Organism: Wyeomyia smithii (pitcher-plant mosquito)
Lineage: Eukaryota; Metazoa; Arthropoda; Insecta; Diptera; Culicidae
Product: monocarboxylate transporter 12
Exons: 6
Coding region: 701-2776 (691 amino acids)
Biological process (GO): transmembrane transport; monocarboxylic acid transport
Molecular function (GO): monocarboxylic acid transmembrane transporter activity
Source: RefSeq, a predicted model, not a curated record